Messenger RNA from Parascedosporium putredinis, 471 nucleotides. The record is from the annotation of a GenBank genome assembly. Lineage: Eukaryota; Fungi; Ascomycota; Sordariomycetes; Microascales; Microascaceae.
AUGUCAAGCAAAUUCCACUUCUCCAUCGACCGCCACACGGGCGUACCCAAAGAUGAGGACCAUUUCAGCAAGGGAGAGCCCUCCGAGAAUGAAACCCGUUCCCAAGCCCACCGAGAGUUCCGCAGCGAAAAAGGCCACCUCCCGCACGCCGGGCUCAACCCCAGCCGCUCCUCGACGGGCGUGAUCUGGGUCACGGACCGAGCAGGCGAGCACGGGUUCCUCGAGAACCCCCAGGAGUGGGCGAACCUGGGCCAGGGAGCCCCCGACGUGGAGGACGACAUCGCGGGCUGCUUCCAGCGCCCGACGUCGGUGGACGUGGCCGUGUCGUCGAGGGAAUACGCGCCCGUGGCUGGUAUCCGGCCGCUGCGGGAGGCGGUGGCCCGGCUCUACAACGAGGAGCAUCGAAAGGGGAAAGAGAGCCAGUACACGUGGGAGAAUGUGGCCAUCGUGCCGGGGGGCGGGCGGGGUUGA